AUGACGGGACGAACACUUGAAACCGACGCAGCGUUACGGCCGGAUUCCCAAGAAGGCGCGUCUGGGUCGGAGCAGCUCUACGGGGCCGAUGUGUUGAUAGGUUUCUCUCCGUUUCCCCAGCGAACUUGCGGGGAGGCUAGGCCUCUGGGCACCGGCACUGUAGGAAAAGGAGACACCCAGCACGAGGCAGGGACUCCAGGUCAUGAAGGCGACGCACGCAGUGGGGAGGUUCGGAAGCUCGCCGUCGCCUCCGCGCAGAGGCAGAGAUUGUCGUUGUGUUGCUUUAAGCCAUCUACGGGCGCAGUCAGCCGUCAGGGCGUCUUCCCCUCUCACGUCGGUGUGUGCCCGCCGUCUGAGACGGCAGGCGAAGCGGCGCGCACAUCCAGGUCCCCAGUUGCCUCUGUCGUGGAAAAGAAACGGUCCCGCGCCGAAAACACAGAGAGUCCUGGCGAAGCAGUCGGCAGCGCUGCGGCCGUCUGCAUCCGUGAUCUGAAGACAAGGAACAUGGAUGAGGCACAUCCUUGUGUGGCGGAGACGAGAUUGGUGUCCUCGAAUCUCACGGAAAGAGGACCCGGGAAUGCUUCUCUUGGGGAUAAUGCGCUUCGUCCAGAUACUCUUUGGAUUGCCGCGGUUUCUGUACCAACGCUGUUGAAGGUUUUCGACACGAUUGCGGGACCUGACGAAGCCGACCUCGUGACGCAGUGGCGAGACCAGGCAAACCGAAACCGGGGAAGCAGCGAAGACCCAGCGUCGGAGAGCAAAGGCUCCCAGAGAAGCGCGCCGGAGAUUCCUUCAACUGACACCUAUGCGGAACGCCCCGCCAGCGACUUGUCGGUAGCGUCAGCGUGGCGGAAGGUCAUGUGUGCCGUGAACGACGCACCACUGGCUGGAGGCCGCACGAUGCCUCGUGUCGUUUUGUUGGAAGCCGACGACCGAAUGGAGAACGGGGAACGCGCGGAUGCCAACCAGGCUGGUUUCCGUCAAAAAGGAAGGCAGGAGGCUCCGCGACGUGCACCUGAGGACAGCGAUCUGCCCAAGAGACGCGAUUCCCUGCCGGACAGCACCGCAGAAAACACGCGAGUCACCGGGGCCUCUGCCCCAGACAGUUACAUACAGCGGAUGCACAGGAAACUAGAGAGAAAAUGCGAGGUGCCGGUCGUCAGUCUGCAUGUUUCAGAGAGAAUGCGGAUCAGACUGGAGCAAAUGCAGGCUGCUAUCCAGGUCAUCGCUGCUUCCGAGUCAGUGACGAAUCUCGCCCGCUUCGACGGCAUGAGAGAUGCCGAAGAAGAGAACCUGGACGAGGCUUCACGCCCCUACUGGGUUUCUGUGUUGCGUCGACGGUCGCAAGGCUUUACCGACGAGGCAAAGGAAUGCAUGCUGGCCGGUGCCUACGCUCUUUCGCAGUUCGCAACCACAAAACUGCUGGAUCAGGCGCUAGCUGUCCGCACAGCACUAGCAGAGACUCUUUCCCGAAUAAUAGACGAGUCUGAGAUUCUCGUCUGGGUUUCGCCUGCCAAGCAGGUUCCUGAAGAAUUCCGGGAGUCUUCAAAACCUGCGGCCCCAGUGGCGAACGCAACGGAGGCCAUUGGCAGGUCCGAGACUCCAGCGUCAAACCAGGCGGCCGACGCUUACCUCGGCGAGAGGUGGAUGCACAAUGCUGCAGAACUUCUGGGCCUACCUUUGCUUCAGCUCCAAAAUGGCGUUACGCUGUUAGGGCGCGCUGGAACUGACCGAGGCCUGCUUGAGAAAGUAACUCUUGAGUUGCAUGACGCCGUUGAGCGAUGUGGCGGAGGCGGCGUUCCGUUUCAGCAGCAGGCUCCCAUGCGCGGUAAGAACUUCUGGGACAGACGGUGGAAAUGGCGAGUUCCCAGAAUCUUUCUUUUGGGUGUGGACUGCCACGAGCCCGGACGUGCGUCGACGCCUUUCUGGGCUUCCCAGAUGCUUUGCUUAUGCGGGGAUGUGCUUCGUUUACGUCUGUUUCCUUGGUUCAAGGAGCUUUGA
This is a messenger RNA of Neospora caninum, 2001 nucleotides long. RefSeq lists its product as hypothetical. The coding region runs from base 1 to 2001 and encodes 666 amino acids. The transcript is spliced from 4 exons. Lineage: Eukaryota; Apicomplexa; Conoidasida; Eucoccidiorida; Sarcocystidae. The record is from RefSeq and is a predicted model, not a curated record.